This is a messenger RNA of Clarias gariepinus (North African catfish), 1910 nucleotides long. RefSeq lists its product as uncharacterized. Gene Ontology annotation, molecular function: GTP binding; ATP hydrolysis activity. The transcript is spliced from 3 exons. The record is from RefSeq and is a predicted model, not a curated record. Lineage: Eukaryota; Metazoa; Chordata; Actinopteri; Siluriformes; Clariidae. The coding region runs from base 126 to 1814 and encodes 562 amino acids.
CUCCUCUCACCAGUUAUCAUCAGGUCUUCUUUCUUUCAUUUUUGGCAACCCGCAAGCAAAGGUCAUUCAGCUGUGCAGGGAACUUCUGAGACAUUUGUCUCAUCAACCCCUCAACUAAUAAGAUUAUGGCUACCGGAUUUCAAGACACAUCUCGGAUUGUACAUGAUUUAGUCCAAAAGAGUAAAUUAAUCAGUAAAGGUCCACCUGCACGAUAUCGUCUUCUGACAGCCAGAAAGAACCUUGAUAAUGAUGGCUCAGUGGAAAAAUGGACAUUUGGAGAACGAGACAACAACAUGCAAAACAAAAUUUUACUGUUGGUAGGAGAAACUGGAACAGGCAAAACUACUCUGAUCAAUGUCAUGGUGAAUUAUAUACUCGGGGUGAAGUUUACAGAUGAAGUGUGGUUUGAGAUUACACAAGAGGGAGGAGAGAAUCCCGUGUCAGAUCAGACAAAAAGUCAAACAACAAAAAUCAUUGUAUAUGAGGUUUUUGCCCAAAACAACACGACCUGUCUUACCAUUAUUGAUACUCCAGGUUAUGGAGACACAAGGGGAAGUGAAUAUGACAGAAAGAUUGCUGAUAAUCUUUACACACUUUUUCACACUAACAGCGGAGCAAAAGAAAUCGAUGCAGUGUGUCUGGUAGUGAAGGCAUCUCAGAAUCGACUCUCUGACAGACAGCAAUACAUCUUUGAUGCAAUUUUGUCCUUAUUUGGUAAAGACAUAGAGAACAACAUUUUCAUUUGUAUCUCUCACUCAGAUGGAAUGCCUCCAGAUAAUGCUCUUAAUGCCAUAGGGGAAGCAGCGAUUCCCUGCAGGAAAGAUGAACAAAAUGAAAUUGUGCACUAUAUAUUCAACAAUCGUCAAACUUAUAAGAGGAGCAAAAUGUACAACAGAGCUCUUCAGGAAGCUUGGGAAUUAACAUAUGUCAGUUUAAUGCAUUUAUUUGCCUCAUUGAAAGAGGGGAACAGAAAAAGUUUAGGGCAGACUGAACGUGUUCUGACUGAGUCCAAACAACUUGAGUCAUGUAUUAUGAAUCUACAAAACCGUAUUCAGUUUGUAGACUACAAAGGGAAAGAACUGGCUCAGAUUAAAAAAAACCUUGGAGAAAACCAAAAAAAAAUUGGAAGAAACGAAAACUUUGAGUUAACAGUCACCAAAUAUUACAAAGAAAAGGUUCCCAUUGAAAAUGUUUCUUGGAAGGACAGAAAUGUGACGAGUUGCUCUGUCUGUGAGGAAAACUGCCAUGAGUAUGGCUGCUGGUGUGCCCCCAAAGCUAAAAUGUGUGAAGUCAUUAAGCACGGGUACUGCACUUCAUGCUCUGGUAAAUGUCACUACACUAAACAUGUCAAAGAAAACAAGAAAUAUGUUAUACUCAGUAAAGAGAUCGUAAUGACAUACGAUGAGCUUAAAAAACAAUUUGAAUGUAGCAACUAUAAAGCAUCAGAUAUUAAGUUUGAUUCCCAGGCUGUUGAAAAAGUGAAAAAGGAGAUUGACAGCAAUAAGAAACAGGAAGAGGAGAUAAACAUAGAGAAGAGAGUAAAUGAAGACCUGAUCAAAACCAGAAAGGAAAAAGUUAAACUGGUGGAAGAAGCGUACACCAGCAUCAUAAGACUUUCUGAGAUUGCUUUAAAGCCAGACUCUGCUUUCAUUGUUCAGGCCAUUGACUUUCUGAUCCCACAAGUUGAGGAAAUUAAAAAAAACAUUUUUGCUCGUAAACUGAGAGAGCUGAGGAACAUUAAGCCUGAAUCACAGGAAAGGGUUAAUGCGGUAAUGGAGUAUGCAGGACCAGGUUUCAAUCAGCAGAAAAAAUGAUGAAAAAGUGAAAAAACUGGUGAAAAGAAAAAUAUCAGGAGAUGAAACAUGACCAUGUAACAUGUAAUAGAGUUUUAAUUGUGAAUGUAUGUGAAU